UCUCUCUCCCUCUCCUGUAGAAGCUUUUGGGAGCCUUUAUUUUUAGUAUGAGACAAACCUUGCUUUAUUUCCGGAGACGCAAGUUGGAUUAUAAAUCGUUUUGUAAAUGUGUAUGGUGAUAUUUGCUCCGCUUUUUGCAAUCUUUGCAUUUGCAACAUGCGGUGGGUACUCUGGAGGACUGCGCCUCAGUGUGGACUGUGCGAACAAGUCGGAGAGUGACCUCAACAUUGACAUAGCUUUUGCCUACCCUUUCAGAUUACACCAGGUGAAUUUCGAUGCCCCCACUUGCGAAGGCAAGCGCCGAGAAAAGCUCUCCUUGAUAGGGGACUUCUCCUCCUCGGCAGAGUUCUUCGUCACCAUCGCAGUCUUCGCGUUCCUCUACUCACUGGCUGCCACCGUGGUUUAUAUCUUCUUCCAGAACAAGUACCGUGAAAACAACAGAGGGCCCCUGGUUGAUUUCAUUGUGACAGUGGUCUUCUCCUUCUUGUGGCUAGUGGGCUCAUCUGCUUGGGCCAAGGGGCUGUCGGAUGUAAAGAUUGCGACGGAUCCGGAUGAAGUGCUAUUGCUGAUGUCAGCCUGCAAACAGCAGUCCAACAAAUGCUUGCCUGUCCGCAGUCCUGUUAUGUCGAGCCUAAACACCUCGGUUGUCUUUGGAUUCUUGAACUUUAUCCUCUGGGCAGGCAACAUUUGGUUCGUCUUUAAGGAGACGGGCUGGCACUCGUCGGGCCAGAGGCACGCCGCGGACACCAUGGAGAAGCAGUCCGGCGGCUACGGCCAGGGCGGCUACAACCAGGACAGCUACGGCCCCGCGGGUGGCUACAACCAGCCCGGCACCUACGGCCAGGUGGGCGAGUACGGCCAGCAGCAGGGCUACGGCCAGAGCGGGCCGACCUCCUUCGCCAACCAAAUCUAGCGCAGCCCUCGCGCGCAGCGAGUUUCACGGGUCUCAGUUUCAGCGGCACCAGGUUUUCUUUCGGGGGGUCUAAAUCGAUACUACGACGCGGUGGUUCAUGUCAGCCGAAGACCUCGCGGUGCCUCCUGAGGUGGCGGGGAGGUGGCCGGUGUGCCGGAGGCGGCGCUUCGUCCCCGCGUGGCCCGGUGCGGCCGGCGCGCUCGUCGCUGGUGGUGACCUGGCGUCAGUCUUGUAGUAUGUACCGUAGAGAUAACCUUAUGGUAGUUUUGUAUGUGUUACGAUGGUAGAAGCGUUUUGUAGCCUCGAGUCUGUAGUAUUUAUUAUGCAUACAAUAACUGGAUUUCCUUCUGCAUUUUGGUGAAAAAACAACAGUGUUUUGCUAUUAUUUCUACAGAUAAUUCUGUAUAUCCAUGCAUGUAACAUUGCUCCUAAAUUUUCAAAACUGCCUGUCUGUGACUAUUCAGAGCAUUCGUUUUGAUUAUAUCUUUUGUUUCAGAAGAUUUUACUAUUAUUUCACUUAAGUCAUCCGUAAUUUAGUGCAUGGAUAAGCAGUUUCAUAUUACCAAAUGUUUGGACCGUGUAAAUGGAGCUUCUCAACUUCUGCCACUACAUUUUGUCAAAUGUAUGUUUAAAAGAAGUAUGCAUCUUUUAUAUAUUUUGCAGAGUUGAAUAUAUGGCUUACCGAAGUUCUGAAUGCUUUGUAACUAAAAUGUUUUUCCUUGAAAUGGCAUUCAGUAGUCUAUAUGGUACCUGACCAAUGUUUAUUCUAUUUAACUAAGCUAAGUAUUCAUUCUAUAAAUCACUAUUUCUAUGGGUGUUUUGUGAAUCUUUUAAUGUGAGCUGUGAAGAAUAAGGACCAAGUAACUGUGUUAUAUGUUUACAAAGGUAUUUAUUUAACUAAGAUAACAGAGGUGCAGAUAUCAGUACACAAAACCAUGUGAAAGUCCCCUAUGCUUUAUAGAGCAAAACAGGGGAAAUGCAUGUAUUGUUAAUACUCCUUUAUGCCCUCUUAUAAUAAAAAAGUCCUUCUAUCCAUGCUGUUUAAGAAUUGUCAGAUAUCCCUCUGCCCAUCGCUGCUCUGAGCGUUAGCUUGGUGCUACCAGAGAAUGUAACCAGAUCGACCAAAUAGCCCAGGUUCAAAGGAAUUCACCUUAAAACACCCGGGCCAGACCUGUAGCCUGUCCAGAUUUCUCCCCGGAGAAUUGAGCCCUCCCUUACAACAGCAUAUGGGAUCCAUUGCAGCACCGUCUUUUCUAACACAAUUUAAAGGCUGAAGCACAAUAUACUAAUAAAAACUGAUCAUCUGCAUUUCUAAAUAAAAGUGUAACAGUAUAUAAUCUUAUUGUAUGAGCUGUAAUGUUGAAAGCAUCUUAGCUUAAAUGGCUUAGUCUCUUCUAUGAUUGUUGUAACCAAUUUAUGGCUACUCGGUGGAUGAAUCUAUAUUGUGAUAUCUAU
Messenger RNA from Rhea pennata, 2368 nucleotides. RefSeq names its product synaptoporin (gene SYNPR). Lineage: Eukaryota; Metazoa; Chordata; Aves; Rheiformes; Rheidae. Gene Ontology annotation, cellular component: synaptic vesicle membrane; synaptic vesicle. Bases 107 to 913 code for a protein of 268 amino acids. The transcript is spliced from 5 exons. The record is from RefSeq and is a predicted model, not a curated record.